UACAAUGAUAAUAAGAAUGGUAUUGAGGCAAAGCUUCGAAAUCCACCAACUAUUUGAAAUAUAGCGAAUUUUUCAAGGGCAUUUGGCGCUUUCCUUUCAGGCUCAUUUCCUGCGCAAACAUCGAAUGACAGGAAGAUUGUAUUUAUUGUUAUGCUGUUGAUCUUUCUUGACAACUCGAUUGUUUUCAUGUCCUCUUGUUCACACAAAGACCCUACUAUGCUUGGUGCGCGGAUUUGCUGAACAGAGCACCUUGUGGAAACUGCGGGAACGAAAAAUGCCAAAAGAACUUGAGGAUUGUUAGCGGUUAGGUUCGGGUUGACAGGUCCAUAGAUUGGAUGGCCUUCGACAAUGUACGACAAGUUACCAAAUUCGCGAAUGAAGGAAACUAUAAAGUUGUAUACAAAUAUGUGUCAUGCUUAUCGGAGCCACGACCACUUAGUUAAAACAGUGGGAUUUCAGUAUGAGCAGCGCCUUGUCGACUUUUAACAGCGGGAAAUUUCACCAUUUGGACGUUGAUCUUUGAGGGAAAAGAGAUUACAGGUCCAAUUUCACAAGGUCGUUUAACGCAGCUCGCGCUCAACAAUAUGGUUAUGUAGGCACCAUUUAUUGUGAUGGGAGACACUAGUAGAAAAGGUCGUUCUGCAAAGAAAACUAAAAAUUCGAUCAGUUGUUUGUUAUUACGUAGAAAUCGAAGGAGAGCUAGCAGUGAGCCCCCGAAAGGAAAGCGAUUUGAUAGAGAGAAGGCCUGCAGUGCAAGGACGUUGAAACCACGGAAAAUACCAAGAGAUGAGGGCUACUCGGAGGCAAGAAAUUCAGAAUCGGAUAGUGGAUUUUUAUCAUUUGAAAGUAUUGGAUCGAAAAGGAGCAAUGUAUCGAGUUUAUCAAUGAACCAGUAUAGUGGGAAUUUUGAUAAUGUACAGAAGGAAAACGAUGAACGUUUACAGAGUGGUUACUUUGUGGGAAACGAUACACCACCGUUGCAGGAACGACCAGAUGACGAUCGGGGAUUUGAUCAACCAGACAUCGUCGAUUUAAAUUAUAAUUUAGAUAAUAGUUUUGUACAGGAACAGCAAUACGAUUCGGACGGCGUGUCAAUACGCUCAAACGGGGAAUGCGUUCGCUGUUUUUGUUUACCAAGGAUUUUUAAAUCGCACAAUUCUAGACGAAAUAAUACAAAGCGUGGCAGCUCGGCUACGUCGUACUCAGAAAAACUUGAUGAUAGUGUGUUUGAUUUACGUGGCAGCAGUCUGUUGCGAACAAUAUCAGACUUACGAAGCUCGAUAGCUGAGGGCAGUAGAAGUGAGGAAGAGCAAUGUUUUCUUAAGCUUGUUUACAAUGAACACCGUUGUGUUGACCCUAGCUUUUGUAAGAAAGCAAAAUUUACAACUUUGAAUGCACAUUUGCGUACCCUUGUCGACUGUAUGCCACAGACUUACUGUGAAUGUGAGAGUAAACGAACUUGGACCAAUUAUAUACUAGACGAAAUAGGCUAUGUACCACAUAGGAGAAAUGCUGUAUGCGAAACUGAGGAUAGGACCAGGGAAACUGUUUGCAAAGCGUUUUGCAGUUUCAUGACACUGAAAGCGCUGUUGCGAUACGACUUGCUGUGAAAUCUGAUCAUGAAAGGUGAAGCAGUUGGGUCUUCACCUGUGGUAUUGUCGGAAUGCGUAAGUUAUUAACACAACGCAUGAUGGUCAAACCAUCUCGAGCGAAUUUCCCCUGUUUAUUCCCGCCACUGGUACCCUCUUCAUUACCAGUUACCCCAAAUCUAUGCAUUUCAUUUUACAAUGCAUAAUACGGGGAGGAAAUUACUGAAACCGAUAAGUAUCCUAAAGCGACGUUGCGUCGGAAGUUGUCAUGUCGUGACUACCAAAGGAAAAGUAUCAUCAACCACGGAGCCUGGGACCAAAUAUUCUUGUCCGGAGGCAGUUAUGGAAAGGCGAACAUGUCGGAAUACCUCGAGAAAACGAGUCACUUUUAAAGAUUUGCCCCAGAAAAAGCUGUACACUCUCAAAUCAAGGCCUAGGAACGGUUGAAGUAUCAAUCAAUUAUUCUAAUAUUGACUAAUAGUUAGAAACACAGGCUAACCAAUUUUUAAUUUCCCUGAGGCAGGUGACACAGUUUCAGUUGUAUAAUGAACACCUUUCACUAGACUUUCAAAUGAAAGAUCAAAGAAAUAUGUAGACCUAGAAAUAAGAUUUCAAAAAGCUUGUUAAGUGUAGCUGAAGAAGCCUCUAAGGUCAUAUGUGUUUUUGUCUAGAUCAAAGUACCAAUAUAAGAUUAAGGAUACAAAGUUAAGCCAAUUUAAGUUAAGAAGCUUGUACCACUGGUGAUUUAUUGUAUUGAAAGAAGAUUUAGAGGUUAAACACAAUUAUGUUUUUAAGUUUCAUGUGGAAAUUUGUCUACCAUAUGAUACACAUUGUGUUUUGAUAUUGUUUUUUUACUAUAAGACUGUCUGAUUUCGUUUAAUGUGAAUGUCACAUGAAAAAGUGAAAAGAUAAGCAUUAUUGAUAAAGACAGGUCAAGUUUUAAGCCAUUUAUCUCAGUCAAGAGUUGAAUUCAUUCAAAAGGGUAGUCUUUUAUCACAUAUUCUAAUGUUAAAAACAAAAACUAAGAGGCUAUCAUAUUGUACGGACCUGGGGGUCUUGUAGGGACCUUAAGAUGGUAGGGCCAAUUUGGCUAGCCCUCUCUUCCAUUUUGCUUGCACCAGGAAGGCUACAAGGAAUAUUUAGGUUUUGAAUUGCACAUAGAUCAAAUUAAUGUUUGCUUUUAUAAUAGCCUGUGGUAUGUUUGAAUGCAGAUUCACUGUUUUGUGAACAAAUCCUCCAAUUAUCUUUCAUAUUAAAAACAAGCUUUCCCUUUUAUUUCUAGCCCUCUUUGUAAAUUUAAGUACAAAAAUAUUCUUGGUCAAUCCCAGCCUGUCUGUGUCACUUGUCUUUGUUGGAAACAUUAGGUUUUAUUAAGUAGUAUACAACAAAUGUACAAACGUUAAUCAGCUUUUUUUGCCAAAAACUUCUUCGUAUGUUUUUGGUUUUCUUUUAGAGAGAUCAUAAGAUUCUUACAGUGCACUGAAGCUUUAAUGGUGUCAUGAAAAUCUCUGAAAAGUAAAUAACAUUCAAAAGAUACUGAGAAGAAUCUAGAUAAAACAAUAUCAGUGCUUGUAACCUGUUAUUAUUGAUAUUGAAAGAAAAACAAAACUUUUUGGAUAUAUUUGCCAAAUUCCAUGUGAUUUAUUGUUCUUUUGCAAAUUUUUUGUGUAUUUGGGCAGUGAAAUCUGUUGUAAUAACAAUAAUUUAUCCAUCACAAAUGCGAUACCACAGGGUUUUUCUUGGCACCAUUAAAGUUUUUGUAAUAAAAUAUUGUAUAGUGACUUCACCUGCAAAAGUCAUUAUUUCAUCCUUGGAUUUCAUUGAAACUAAGGAUAAUUGUUUUGUAAAUUGUAUGCAAUGUUAAUGUCAAUGUUAAAUUCAAUCACUUUGUAGAUGCGUCAUAGCUUAUUCACUUAGUUCACAGAAGAAUCCAGAAUUCAGGAUUCAUUUGAUGGAUACCUGCUUAAAUUUCACUCUUGUCAAGUGGCCAGAUUAAUUCUUGUCAAGGAUUUAUUUCCUUUAGCAAAAAGGCAGCAAUUUAUCAUGCAUAGUUUAAUCUAGACUAGUUAAAAAAGUUGCUGUAAGAAGCAUAAUCUGGAUAUUCUGAAGAAAAAAACAAGAAAAGUUGGUAGUUAAAGCAAAACAUUUAGGAAGCAAUUGCAUUUUGCAAAAUUUUGCCUUAAGAAACAGCCUUAAGAAACUGGAGUAGUUCAAUGAAAUUAGCCCAGUUGUAAGCUCCAGUUAUUUGCUGGAAAAAUUGUUCUGUGUCACAAUUUCCUUUUAUUUUUACCAAGUUAGAUUAAGCAUUGAUGUGGUCCCCUUGAAUUACAACAUAUUUAUUUAUCAUUACAAGUUUCACAUCUGCAAGCUUUUCCACUUGGCCUCUGAUAAAAUCAGUGAUUGGAGAAUUUUACCAUUGACAUAUUUAACAGUAUAAAUUGAAAAGAAUUACAUAUAUUCUGUAUAGAAUAAUAUUAUUGCUUAAAAUCCAAUGUCAUUCAUUUACAUGGUAAAGUUAACCAGAAUUUGUCAUCAUUUUAAGUGCAGAAAAAAUUGUACCAACUCUUUGUGCUAGAUUCUUCCCUUCGCGGUAUUCUUUGUUCAUUAACGUUUUGCUAAGACUUAAUAAAUGGGUUAUAUUUGUCUGUUCGUAAGUUUUGCCUGGAGGUGAAACUUUGAUAUUACCUGGAGGUAAACCUUUGAUAUAUCACAGGAAAUUUUCUAGGUAAAUAUGCUGCCUUCUCUUUAACAAAAUACGACUCAAAGCUAGAACUAUAGUUUUGGCUGUUGGUCGCAGCAAAUAAACAAGCAAAAGCAACCGGUUCGAUUAAAGGGGAUUGUUGAUUUGAUUCAAUUGUUUUAUCAAGACGAAAAACGUACGUUCAUCUAAUUUUGUUCAUUGAAACAGGCAUAAACGAGCUAAUCCCAAAUAAAUAAAAUGCCCCCGAAUUUAUUUGGAAAGUAACCCGUGCUUAUAUCUAUCAUCUGUUGUCCCGCUACGCUUCAUUUAUAUUAGGUAGUUUUCCCCAUCUUGCAGAAUCGAAUUUUCAAGGAAAAAUUAAGUCCUUUCUUGAUAUAUGUGUUUAUUCUGUCUUCUUAUGUUGGUAGAAUUUGUCUCUAUUUAGAGUUUAUUAAGAUAUUUAUGCUAUCAUAAUUUGCAAGUGCGUACUGCCGUUUAACGUUCGGUUAAAACGGUAGCCACAAUGCUUAUUAAAUGUAGAUUUAACUUUCUCUAAGAUGAAAGCGACAAGAAAUGAUGAUGAAUA
Rhopilema esculentum is the source of this 4855-nucleotide messenger RNA. RefSeq lists its product as uncharacterized. NCBI's taxonomy places the organism in Eukaryota, Metazoa, Cnidaria, Scyphozoa, Rhizostomeae, Rhizostomatidae. The record is from RefSeq and is a predicted model, not a curated record.